AUGAAUAAUUUACCCCGCAUGAGGAACCUAAUUUUCAGGCUUUGCCUAUUGGUAGCAAUACUCAGCUGUGCACAUUCUAGACACACAAAAACUGUAGAAAAAAGACAGUGCUCAGGCAACAACUGCAACACAUGUAACGGCGGGAGUUGCAACACAUGUAACAGUGGAAAUUGCAACACAUGUAACGGUGGAAAUUGCAACACAUGUAACGGUGGAAAUUGCAACACAUGUAACGGUGGAAAUUGCAAUGCAUGCAACAACAAUGUUUGCUGUUCAAGUGUAAGUUGUAACCAAUGUGUCAACCAAUGUUCCAACAACUGUAACAAUAACGUAUCUUGUAAAAAUAAUUGUGUGAGUGGAUGCGUCACGACGUGCCAAGGAAAUAAUAAUUGUGCGGGGUCUUCAUGUUCCCAAUGUAUCAACAAAUGUGGCAAUCAGUGUUCCAACAGCCGAUGUGUAAACGAUUGUUUUAAAUCAUGCGACUGUACUAAUACUAAAGAAGUCAAUGAUUCCGUUGUGUUGCUUCCAUCUUCCGAAGCUUCAAGCGUAAUUGUUAACAACACUAAUAAUAAUCUCGUUAAUUUAACUACAAAUGUUAACAUAGACAACGUCGUUCACAAUUUCAAUAACAUAAGUAUUCCGGUGUAUGUGAACACCACCAACAUUAAUAAUAUCAAUUUUUCUCAUCAGUCGUCUGAAACAGGCUCACGUCAAAACUCAGAUCUUACACAACCCAUCGUGUAUCCUAUUCCUUAUCCUUAUCCCAUUCGGGAAACCAUACAAGCUCCCCAAAUUAGGGACAACUGUUGCUAUGUAUUGCACCCACGAACCUGUUAUAAUGAUAACGAAGGCAACAACAGAUGUUACAUUAGGAGAAGUCGAGAAUGUUCUAAUGCGUGUACAUCACCAGUGAUUUCAAUAGAACAAGCAACCACAACUAAUUCAGGAUGUCAACGUGUUAAUAGUUGGCCUUACCAAUAUUGUGGAAAUUAUGUUCGUCGAGAUUGUAACCAAUGUUACACCUGUGGAGGCAGCUACAACCCAACCCAAUGCUUCAGGCAGUCCGGAUGUUCGGAUGGUUGUAGACAGGCAGCACCAAACUGUGUUCCGAGCAACAAUGGACUUCAAUGUUACUAGUAAUGAGAAAUUACUAAUUCUGUUAUUGAUUGUAGU
Molecule: messenger RNA, 1173 nt
Organism: Zophobas morio
Lineage: Eukaryota; Metazoa; Arthropoda; Insecta; Coleoptera; Tenebrionidae
Product: 5'-AMP-activated serine/threonine-protein kinase catalytic subunit alpha-like
Exons: 3
Coding region: 1-1137 (378 amino acids)
Source: RefSeq, a predicted model, not a curated record